Alnus glutinosa is the source of this 3055-nucleotide messenger RNA. RefSeq lists its product as uncharacterized. The transcript has 5 exons. The record is from RefSeq and is a predicted model, not a curated record. Bases 302 to 2860 code for a protein of 852 amino acids. Lineage: Eukaryota; Viridiplantae; Streptophyta; Magnoliopsida; Fagales; Betulaceae.
CUUUCUUUCUCUGCAGAAUUUUCUUACCUCUCUCUACCUACAAUCGCGCCCGCUUGAUCUCAAAGAAUGGCAUGGUUCUUUCACUCCCCACAAAUUUCGCUAUCUGCUAGUGGAGCGUCCACUGUCCCCAGUGAAUAUCGAUUGAGAAAUUCCGUGCCCAUGUCACACUCCAACUUUGCUUAGAAUUGAGAAAAAAACUUCGAGGUUGAUUGAAAUGAUGGGUACCAAAAACUUGCUUACGCUCAAAGCCCAUUUUGAUUUCGAUACCUAGCUUUUUCUAAAUGAAUUUGUGUACGGGACCAUGACGAGCGUUAUGGGUUCUGUAUGGGUUUCUGUCUGCAACUAUGUGCUCUAUGUUUUUGGAUUAAUGAUCAGAUUCAUAUUCAGAUCUCAGGCAAAUGGUUCGAAAAGCGACUAUGGUUGUUGUGUCAUUCCUUUCCGACCAGACGAUCAAACUGGUUCAAGGGAUUCGGAUAUUGAUGGUUUCAGAGAAGAAGAGGUUGGUUUUAGCUUACGGAAUAGUAAAAAUGGCAAUAAAAGCUACGGAGAAAGAGAAAAUUUUAGGUCCGCUACGGCUGCCAGCUUUAGUAAGUAUGAGUUUUUGUCUGGGAAAGAUAUUGGUGGAUUCUUGGAAGGACCAAAAGCCACGAGUUUCAGCAUCCAAGAAUUGUAUGCGGGUUCGAAUGAUUAUACUGUUUGCAACGAUCAAAUUCUCCUUUCUGGGAUUUUUGCCGGCAAGGAUUGUGAAACGCUUAAUUCAGAAGAAGAGGCUGUUGGUCAACUGAAAACAGGGGACUCUGUUGAAAGCUUUGGUAUUGGAAAGGCUUUAGAGAAAGAAGAACAGAACAUAUUCACUGAAGAUAGGAAGUACGAGUUUUUGUCGGGGAAAGGUAUUGGCGGAUUUUUGGAAGGACCAAAAGCCGUGAGUUUCAGCGUUCAAGAAUUGUAUGCGGGUUCGAAUGAUCAUACUGUUUGCAACGAUCAAAUUCUCAUUUUUGCCGACAAGGAUUGUGAAACGUUUAAUUCAGAAGAAGAGGGUGUUGGUCAACUAAAAACAGAGGACUCUGUUGCAAGCUUUGGUAUUGGACAGGCUUUAGAGAAAGCAGAACCGAACACAUUCACUGAAGACGGGAUUUCCGAGGAGGGAGAGAUAAUUGGCUCAGAAGUAAAUUGUCUGGGUAAGGAUGAUUCUGUGGAUGAGGCUGAAUCGGUUUCAGAAGUUUGCUCACUACAGUUUUGUUUAGAACCGGAGUCAAUUUGUUCAAGCGGAGAGUUGUCGGAUAGUGAUCACAUAAUUGAUUCAAUUACCCGUAAGUUUUUGGCUUGUAAAAAAGUCGGUGAACAAAUGGAAUCUGAAGCCCUUUUGGGCAAUGGUGGUGAAGAAGUACAAGAAAUUCCAAGUUUUGAGAAUGUUAAAGAACUUUCAGAUUGUGAAAGUCUUUCGGGUCCUGAAGAAACUGGCGCGAAAGAUCAGUCAGAUGAUUCUGAUGAAGAAUAUAUAGAAUUAGAACCCCAUUUGCAGAAUUUAAGCAGCUUGGAAGCGAAAGCUUUGUCUGGCAAAGUUAAGAGCAAACGUGAAGUAGAAGAUUUAGUCCAAGAAUAUUUAGAACCCGAAAUUGUUUUGGAAGAAUCUGAAGGAACUGACUUGCAGAAGAAACCACCCGAAUCAAGUUCUGAUUACCAAGAUGACUUGGAUUUCCUAUGGGAGCACCGGGAUGUAAUAGAACAGCUGAAGAUGGAACUGAGAAAUGCGAGAGCUGGGGGACUUCCUACUAUUUUAGAAGAAGAAGAAGAAGAGCCAGAGUCUCCAGCAAUCGUUCAACGCCUAAAGCCACUGAAGAUUGAUGAAAAGUUCGAGUUCAAAGAUCGAAUGGAAGAGGUCCAAAAGGUUUACAAAAGCUACGCAGAAAAAAUGCGAAAACUGGAUAUGCUGAACAGCCAGACCAUGCAUGCAAUUGGAUUUCUCCAGCUGAAGGACCCAGUUAAAUCAAUUUCAAUGCAGAAACCUUCAGCUUCAGCUGCUAAGUCUCUUCCACAUAACAUAUGGUCACGUAAAGCACGAAGGGUCAUGGCUGACCCAAUGCAGAAAUUCAUUGGAGAAUUGCGAAGGGACUUGGAAUUGGUUUAUGUAGGACAGGUUUGCCUUUCUUGGGAAAUACUCCGUUGGCAGUAUGCGAAAGCCCAAGAACUGCAGGAAUACGACUCUCAAGGUUUUCAUUGGUACAAUCAAGUUGCCGGUGAAUUUCAACUGUUUCAAGUUCUGGUGCAAAGAUUUGUGGAAAACGAAGCAUUUCAAGGCCCCAGAGUGCAAAACUAUGUCAAUAAUCGAUGUGUUCUUCGUUACCUCCUUCAAGUUCCAGCCAUUAGAGAUGACUGCUUGAAGGAUAAGAAGGUAAGAAGGGAUGAGGAUCAGGAAGAUGCAGUUUCAAGUUGCAUGAUAGCAAAAAUCAUUGAGGAAUCAAUGCGGGUGUUUUGGGUAUUUCUUCGUGCUGAUAAAGAUGAAGGGAAUGUGAUCCUCAAUGGCCCUUGGCAAAAUCGUGUCAGUCUCCAAAAUGAUGCAGAUUUGGGGUUCCUGAUGGACAUUCGAGCUGAUCUUCAGAAGAAGGAGAAAAAACUUAGGGACAUAUUGAGAAGCGGAAAUUGCAUGAUAAAGAGGUUUCAAAAGCAUCAACAAAAUGAUCAUCUACCGGACAGUUCCCUACUCUUUGCUCAGGUUGAACUGAAACUGGUUUCAAGAGUGCUAAAUAUGUCGAGAUUAACCACUGACCAAUUAGUCUGGUGUCGUGUAAAAUUAGGGCAGAUUAACUUUAUUCACAGAAAGAUUCACGUGGAACCCUCUUUUCUUCUCUUUCCAUGUUGACAACUACUGCCGCCGACAUUUCUUUUGAGCUGUACAGAAACAUCUUGGUUACAGAGUUAUAGCAACAGAAAAAGAAAGUAGCAUUGGACUAGACUUUCUUGGUAAAUAAAUUAUACAACCUUGUAUACACACUUGUGUACUGCUGAAUGCUGAUUCAAUAGGGAAGGUUUAUACAUUACUCGGAUCUCUUUCUUA